UACUACCAGCUCAACUGCAAGCAGUUGUGAUACGGAAUUUACAAAGGAGGAUGAGCAGCGGCUGAAGGAUUACAUCCAGCAGUUGAAAAAUGACAGGGCAGCAGUGAAACUGACGAUGCUGGAGCUGGAAAGCAUCCACAUUGAUCCCCUUAGUUAUGACGUUAAACCUCGUGGAGACAGCCAGAGACUAGACCUGGAAAAUGCAGUCUUGAUGCAGGAACUUAUGGCAAUGAAGGAGGAGAUGGCAGAGCUCAAGGCACAGCUUUACCUACUAGAGAAGGAGAAGAAGGCAUUGGAAUUGAAACUGAGCACUCGAGAGGCCCAGGAGCAGGCCUACCUCGUCCAUAUUGAGCACUUGAAGUCUGAAGUGGAAGAGCAAAAAGAGCAGAGAAUGAGAUCUCUCAGCUCAACCAGCAGCGGAAGCAAAGACAAAUUGGGCAAGGAAUGCAGUGAUGGCACCGUAACGCCGUUAACACUAGCUGAGCUGAGACCGUACGACGAGAGUGAACUGACUGCUGAACUGACAAACGCACUCAGGCGGGAGAAGAAACUGAAAGCUAGAGUGCAAGAGUUAGUGAGUGCUCUGGAGAGACUCACGAAGAGCAGUGAAAUUAGACAUCAGCAGUCUGCAGAAUUUGUUAAUGACCUUAAAAGGGCAAACAGCAACUUGGUAGCAGCUUAUGAAAAAGCAAAGAAAAAGCAUCAAAAUAAGCUGAAGAAACUGGAAUCGCAAAUGAUGGCCAUGGUGGAGAGACACGAAACACAACCUGUUUUUGAGUGA
Molecule: messenger RNA, 781 nt
Organism: Cariama cristata (Red-legged seriema)
Lineage: Eukaryota; Metazoa; Chordata; Aves; Cariamiformes; Cariamidae
Product: colorectal mutant cancer protein-like
Exons: 6
Biological process (GO): negative regulation of canonical Wnt signaling pathway
Cellular component (GO): cytoplasm
Source: RefSeq, a predicted model, not a curated record